This is a messenger RNA of Talaromyces atroroseus, 1965 nucleotides long. RefSeq lists its product as hypothetical. Gene Ontology annotation, cellular component: chromosome, telomeric region; nuclear telomere cap complex. Bases 1 to 1965 code for a protein of 654 amino acids. Gene Ontology annotation, biological process: telomere capping; regulation of telomere maintenance via telomerase. Gene Ontology annotation, molecular function: G-rich strand telomeric DNA binding; telomerase inhibitor activity. The record is from RefSeq and is a predicted model, not a curated record. The transcript is spliced from 4 exons. Lineage: Eukaryota; Fungi; Ascomycota; Eurotiomycetes; Eurotiales; Trichocomaceae.
AUGCCUGCAGCCAUACCACCGCGCUUUGUCAGCGUCGACACAGCCAAAUCCACCCAGGGACAUCAUAAUUUGAUUGGAGUUGUGGUAGAUUGUCUUUCAAAGAGCAAGACAGGCGGCACCUCUUUUGUUGUGACAUUUACAAUCAAAGAUGCGGACUAUGGCAAGGGAAAUCAAUCAUGGACAGGGUUAAAGAUCAAAUAUUUCAACAAUAACGAGCAUCGUUUACCUGACCUGAGAGUAAAUGACGUGAUUCUCUUACGUCGACUAAGGGUUCGACCGUAUCAGGGAUCCUUGCUGGGCAUUGCCUCAAAUACAGACAAUGUCGCAUGGGCAGUCUUCCGGCAACCUGAAGAGCGGGCGUCCUUGGCAAUUCCAGCAUGUAGCCCUGGGUCAAGUGCCCUCAAUCUUGAAGAAACAACAUAUGCGAAUUGGCUUCUAGAUACUCUCGCCCGUUCCAGAUCCAAUACUUCGUCAACUCCGGUAGAAAGGCAUCGCACAGAACCUUCAACGGAUCCCAUAGGCGCCAAGCAACAGAACACUGCCGUAGCUAAGAAGAGAGAUAGGUUUUCUUUGAUCAAAAACCUCUCGAUGGACACUUUUGUCGAUCUCACCGUGCAUGUAGUGAAGACGUGGUAUCAGGAUGACAGGGUUCAUUUAUACGUCACUGAUUAUACUGUGAACAAGUCACUUUUUGACUAUCGAGACAAGUCAGACGAUGAUGCAGAUGGAGAUGGGGGCACUUUUGGCGAUGAAUUCGGGUUUAUGACUCGCAACACCCGCGAGAAAAGGACUUGGGAGGGGCCCAUGGGACGGAUGACGGUGCAGGUAACACUGUGGGAUCCGCAUUCUACGUAUGCGAAAGAGAACGUCCGCGAAGAUUCCUAUGUUGCCCUGAGCAAUGUGCGUGUGAAAACAGACAAGAUGAAUGGCAUAAUGGAGGGAGUUAUGCACACCGACAAGAAGUUCCCCCACAAGCUAGGUAUCCGAAUCCUCGACGAAGAUGAUGACGAACCUCGUUUUGCCGACCUCAAGAAGCGAAAGCGAGAAUAUUGGCGGCAGAAUAGAAUGAACAAGCGCAAGGUCGCCGAAGACUUUGGAGAAGAAGACGGCGUUCCCAAGAAGAAUGCGAAGAAAAGGCGGAAGGAGCAGCUGCGCCAGAAAAAGCAGCAAGAGCAACGGCAGAGGCAGCAGCGGAAGGAAGAGGGCCAGACGGAGAUUCCCAUCGCGGUGAUUUCUGCAAAGGGGCCCAAUCCUCACAUCCAAGCAAAGGAUCCGUCAAGAGCGUGCCGGAAGCUCUCUGAAAUCCUGGCAAACGAGAGCCACAACAUAUCCCUCCCAGGCAAUAUUCAAUAUCGGCUUCCCUUCCAGAAUGUGAAGUAUCGCACUGUCGUCCGGGUUGUCGAUUUCUUCCCGCCUGACAUUGCUGAUUUCGCGGUUCCGUACAGACCUCGCCGAUACUCUGCUCCAUCGUCGUCGUCGUCGUCAUCAUCCGAAAAUGAAGAUGGAGAUGAUAUCAACCCGCACACGGCUGGGAUCAGAUGGGAAUGGCGUUUCUGCCUCCUCGUGGAGGACGACAAGGCUGCGCCUGGUCAAGCCCGGGAUCGCAUAAAGCUGUUUGUUAGUGGAGCCGAAGCCGAGUUCUUGCUCAAACUUGAUGCUGUAAACUUACGGGAAAACAGAAGCAUCUUAAACCGGCUCAAAGAAAAGCUAUGCGUUUUAUGGGGAGACCUGGAAGAAUAUAAGAACGCAGGGAUGAGAGAUGGGCAGCAAAAGGGUCCAUCUCAGCGCCCUUUUACAUGCUGCGUCAAAGAAUAUGGCGUCAGAUGCACUUGUCAGAGGAAAGCUAUUCUUGGUGAUGGCGAUGAUAGUGAUAGCAACGGUGUUGUUUUGGGACCUGAACAUAACCAGCACUGCCUCGGCUGGGAAAGGAGGUUUGCUCUAUUUGGCACUACAAUUAAUGAAUAA